AGAAAAGUCUAAAAGUUUUAUUUGGCAAAAUAAUAUGGAAAACACUUAUACCUCGAAGAUGGAUAAAGAAGAAAACUCGUCGAUUAAUGAAGAUAAAGCUGCUGCAAAUCCCCUUCCCACCCUUUCGUCUACUGUAGAUAUUUCGCAAUUAAAUGAAAUAUUCGUUAAUAAAUGUGAAACAGAUAAACUUGUACCAAACGACAAUGUAAAUACUAGUGACAAUAAUGGACAUGCUAUCGCCACAACCGUCUACGUACCAGAAACAAGGACUCCAGAGUUACCAACAGUAGACAGUCCUCCUGCCAGCAAAAAACCAAAACUAAGCUUGGCAAAGUUAAAGAAUAAAAUUACAAUUGAAGCAAUUAUAAGUGACACAUUCAUUACUGACAUUCCGCUCAGAAAUGUAAUAUCUUGUGUAAUCGGUGAUAGGAAACAAGCUGCAAAAUUGGUCAACUCUUUACCGCCUCUACCACAAAAUCUUUUACAUUUAAAGCGAAUUCGUACUAGAGGUGGUCGUCUUGAAAUUAUAGUCUGUCCUCCACCAGAUACUACCGAACAAGAAAUAAAUGAUCCAAUUUCCGCCGUGAGAGAGAUGCUACAACUUCAAAAUCCUGACUCUUGGCGUGGUCUGGACUUGAGCUUACUCCAUCUUUCACCUGUUGCCUCGUCCCUUCCGCUGUGUCGAAAGCAAUACGACGCCGUGUUUACCUACUGGCCUUGUAACUUUCACCCAGAUCGACCAAUCGAAGAAAUAAUGAGUGAAAAUGCUGGAUUCUCUGGAGUGGAAAUUGAGGAAAUUUACAACAUCGUGACUACUCAAGUAAUGGAACAUAGCAGAAGACAUGAGAACAGGCAAGUCUGCCUAGUAUAUGACCCUUCUGGCGACAAAGAAAUUCUAGUUUGCACCCUUGGUCAGGGUGGACCAAAUCCUCUUAAUCACGCAGUAAUGGUGGCGGUCGAACAGUUCCAAAGCCAGAAAUGGACCAACCGACUAUUUAUGUACUGGCCUUGACAUUUACUUGUCGCACGAGCCUUGUGUAAUGUGUGCAAUGGCCCUUUUGCAUAGCAGAGCAAAGAGAGUAUUUUUUGUAAAACCUGAAAGCAGUGGUGGUUCUCUUUCUGUUACAAAACUUCACUGUUUGCCUG
This is a messenger RNA of Folsomia candida, 1146 nucleotides long. RefSeq lists its product as uncharacterized. Lineage: Eukaryota; Metazoa; Arthropoda; Collembola; Entomobryomorpha; Isotomidae. The transcript is spliced from 2 exons. The coding region runs from base 35 to 1012 and encodes 325 amino acids. The record is from RefSeq and is a predicted model, not a curated record.